Messenger RNA from Prosopis cineraria, 765 nucleotides. Its product is annotated as E3 ubiquitin-protein ligase ATL6-like. The transcript has a single exon. The coding region runs from base 1 to 765 and encodes 254 amino acids. Lineage: Eukaryota; Viridiplantae; Streptophyta; Magnoliopsida; Fabales; Fabaceae. The record is from RefSeq and is a predicted model, not a curated record.
AUGAGUUUCCAGAGCUGUCCAAAUGUGAUAAGGAGGAUCACUCUCUCGCACAUCCUCGUCUUCUUCCUUCUAUCGUCGGCCGUCCAUGCCCAGUCAAGGUCGCCACCGGAGGCUUCUCCUGGUGCUUCACUUCGCAACAGGAACGCCUUAUUCGCCCCCGUGGUUGUCGCCCUCGGUUGCGCCCUCCUCUUCAUCGCCUGCUUCGUCAUCUACAUCCGCCAAUGCUCCGACUUGGAACUUCCUGCCGGAGGCCCGACAGACGCUGCCACCGUCAAUUGCUCUUCAAGUGCUCCUCACGGUAUCGACCCGAAAUUACUCGAAACCUUCCCCAUCCUCGUGUAUUCCGCCGUCAAACACCUCGACUUUGGGAAAGCCACCGCUCCGGAGUGUGCGGUGUGCUUGAACGAGUUCAACCACCACGAUACGCUCCGAUUGCUUCCGAAAUGUCACCACGUGUUUCAUCCUGGAUGCAUCGAUGCCUGGUUAGCCUCCCACGUUACUUGCCCUGUUUGUCGCUCGAGGCUGAAGCCGGCGGAGGACCACCACCGAGGUGAAGGCGAUGUGGUGAUAGUUAUUCCAAAUGAGGUUACAAAUGCACAACAGGCGUUCGAUGAAAGUUCUGUGACAAGAACGGAGCUUAAUUCAGGCAACAGAAGUUUAGGGAUGUGUCAUUCAACUGGUCACUCUUCGGGUUUGGGUGAAAGUGAAAUCGAAGAGGAGAGACACAGAGAGGUACAGUCUGAGGAUGUCGGAGGAUGUGAUUAA